CUCUCCGUCCACGUGACUUCAGGCAGGAAGUGGAUUCGGUCUGUCUGACAUCUGUGUGAGCUCUGCGCGUGUUUGGGUACCGUAGUACAGAGGUGGAUGUUUGGAGAUGUGUGCGGACCUCAGUCAGACUCCUCGGAACCUGCUGGUCUGUGACCGGUCCAGUUUCCUGGACCCCAGGAACCGGCUCAGCUCACAGGUGGAGCAGCUGCACUACAACUACAAGGUCUCUGUGCUGCUACCAGAGUGUAGCUCCGCCCCCUCUCACCUGGACUCAGUCAUCAACAGCUUCAGCUGCUUCUACCUGGUCAGGAACCUGCCCAUAUAUGGACUUCUGGACAGAGACUUCCUGGAGAGCGCAGUUUACCAGGGUAGUGCGUAUGGCCUGUCGUACAGGUCCCGGAUUGAUGAAGACAACUGUGUCGCUCUGAUGCCAAACGGUCACCUGUGUCUCUCUCUGGACAAAGACUCCUUUGAGCUGCUGGGAUUUGAAGGGAAACGUUCCAGAUUCAACAGGAACCGAUUUGUUGUUUCUAUUGACCUGACUGAUGGCAGCAUGGCUCCUGGUGGGCGGGGCUACCUGAGGCUGCUGACUGCCCUGAAAUCUCACCUGGAGCUGCACACCGACUUCCUGCUGUCGCAUCAUCCAGGGGGCGGGGCCUCGCUGCAGCCUCUCCUGGCUCGUUACGAUUGGACGGAGCACACACCCGAGAUUGUCCGGCGUCCUCUGUCCAACCUGUCUGUCCCUGACCUGUCGUCCCACCUCGCGGCUCACAGCUUUCUGGAGUGGCUCGGCACCGUGGACGCUGACAUCAGCAGAGACAACUCGUCCAGCAGCUUCCUGUCCUCGCUGGUCUGUCCCGAGCCGAAGACGACAGUCCGAGCUCUGAGCGUCUCCGUCCUCGGCCUCCUGCUGCCUCAGGACGUCCACCGUCUCAUACAGGAGCUCAGGUGUUACCUGGAGCAUCCCGGGUCCUGGGCGUCCCUCACGGUCCACGGCUUCAUGGACAGUCCAGUAUCGUGGGGGGACAAAGAGCACGGCUUCCAGACAGGAGGAGACAACUUCUACAGCCUGCUGCUGCUCCACGGGGACGAGUACCGGCUGCACCUGUCCACAGGGAUGCAGGACGCCUGUCCUCCAUGAGGACGCCUGUCCCCGAAGAGGACACCAUGAGGACAGGCGUCCUGUGCUUCUUCAGUGAUCUGAUGACUUUUUGUUGAAACAAUGCAGAGACUGAAACCUGAUUGGAGGACGAGUCCAGGUGUCCCGUUUGUCCCGUGUGUCCCAGGUGUCUCGUUGGACUAAAAGGAACCGACUCGUGGUUGUUUCUCUUCUUUAUUCACACUCUUUAUUUUACAUGUUUUCAUUUUGAAAUAAUAAAAAUAAAAAAGACAAACCAAA
This is a messenger RNA of Mugil cephalus (flathead mullet), 1399 nucleotides long. RefSeq names its product ribonuclease P/MRP 40 subunit (gene rpp40). The record is from RefSeq and is a predicted model, not a curated record. The coding region runs from base 107 to 1141 and encodes 344 amino acids. Gene Ontology annotation, cellular component: ribonuclease MRP complex; multimeric ribonuclease P complex. Gene Ontology annotation, biological process: tRNA 3'-end processing; endonucleolytic cleavage in ITS1 to separate SSU-rRNA from 5.8S rRNA and LSU-rRNA from tricistronic rRNA transcript (SSU-rRNA, 5.8S rRNA, LSU-rRNA); tRNA 5'-leader removal. NCBI's taxonomy places the organism in Eukaryota, Metazoa, Chordata, Actinopteri, Mugiliformes, Mugilidae. Gene Ontology annotation, molecular function: ribonuclease P activity; ribonuclease MRP activity. The transcript is spliced from 8 exons.